CUUCCGGGGUGGGGCCCGUCCAGUGCUUGCCCAUGGGGAAUGUGGCCUUUCAACGCUGCUGAGAUCGGCAGUCGCUUGGCCGCUACUUCCGUUACUUUGAGACGGUUCCUGAGGUUUGGGGUGACCAUGGCCAAGAGCAAGUUUGAGUACGUGCGGGAUUUUGAGGCUGACGAUACCUGCUUGCCACACUGCUGGGUCGUGGUGCGGCUGGACGGCCGGAAUUUCCACCGGUUUGCUGAGAAACACAACUUUACAAAACCUAAUGACAGUCGAGCUCUCAAUCUGAUGACCAGAUGUGCCCAGACAGUAAUGGAGGAGCUGGAGGACAUUGUGAUUGCAUAUGGACAGAGUGAUGAGUACAGCUUUGUGUUCAGGCAGAAAAGCAAUUGGUUUAAAAGAAGAGCCAGUAAGUUCAUGACUCUCGUGGCCUCCCAGUUCGCCUCCAGUUAUGUGUUUUAUUGGCCGGAUUACUUUGAGGACCAGCCCCUUCUGUAUCCCCCAGGAUUUGAUGGAAGAGUCGUGUUGUAUCCUAGCAACCAGACCUUGAAGGACUACCUCAGUUGGCGGCAGGCAGACUGUCACAUCAAUAAUCUUUAUAAUACAGUUUUCUGGGCCCUUAUCCAGCAGUCUGGACUAACACCAGUCCAAGCCCAGGAGAGAUUAAAGGGAACUGUGACAGCAGACAAGAAUGAGAUCCUGUUCUCUGAGUUCCACAUCAACUACAAUGACGAGCCACAGAUGUACAGGAAAGGGACAGUGUUGGUGUGGCAGAAGGUGGAUGAAGUCAAGACACAAGAAAUUAGGCUACCAGAAGAAAUGGAAGGGAAAAAGAUGACCAUAACCCGGACCAGAACCAGGCCGCUGCCCUUGUACUGCGACCUCAUUGGGGAUGCUUUCUGGAAGGAACACCCAGACAUUCUGGAGGAAGGGAACUGACCCUGCACCCUGCAGUUCUGCUGUGCUUAGCCAUGCAGGGCUCCCUGAGUCUCCUCUCCUUAGGUGGCUCGAGCAUUUCUAGCCCCAAGAACACUGGAAGGAGUGGCGUGGCUGGAGUUGGGUGGAGACAGAGAAAGAAGCAAUGGAUGGGGGCGGUGUAUCUUACUGUGCUGAAGCAGAAUACCUUUUUUUUUUUUUUUUUUUUUUUACGGUGUUAGAACAUGACUUCUUUGGCUCUUUUCAAAAUCAUGAUCCUAUUUUUAUAAAAGAACUAUUCAUGCUUUGCUGGCGGAGUCAUUUUUAGCUGUGGCAUAAGCCUUACAAAAACCUGUCGCCUCUUUGCACCUCUGAUAGAAGAGGAGCCCAAACUUUACCCUCACCCACCUUUCUUAACUAGAGAACGUGGUGACUGAAAAAUCCCACUUCUGAAAGCCAUGUACUUGUGCUCAUCUUUGGCAUGAAGUUAAAUAUGGGUUCCUGCCUGCACGAUGCCUCCAGAUUGAGGAAUCCCAGGGAACACUUGAGGCUUUGUGCCAGUUCCUCGGGGUGGCAGCUCCAGCCGAACAAAUGACGAGUGGUUUGGGUGUCCUGCACCAUUCCAGAAUUGAUUUUUCUGGAACUGUUAGCUUGAUCAUCAUCAUCUCUGACCAGGGACAUAGUUUCCAGUCACUUAACUCUUCUGAAGAAAAGGUAUUUUGGGGCGCUAUAUGUGUGUGUAUGAAUGAGGAUGGAGAAACAGCUACUCCAUGGACACCGGAAGUACUUCAGUUGGAAAAGCUGACUUCGGGUUAGACUUCUGGGCAGGCAUUUCCAAAUAGCCUCAAUGUAGUCAGAACUGUAACAUUUGAAUUCAGGAGCACCAGGAGGCCUGAUACUGUGGUUUAGCUUAAUCCCAGCUCUCAGGAGGUUGAGUCAGGAAGAGCAAACAUUUGAAGCCAAGCUGGACUACAUGGCAAGACUGUAAAAAAGGGUGGAGUUGGGGUUGGGGGCUCUACUGAUUUCAGA
Molecule: messenger RNA, 1941 nt
Organism: Peromyscus eremicus (cactus mouse)
Lineage: Eukaryota; Metazoa; Chordata; Mammalia; Rodentia; Cricetidae
Gene: Thg1l
Product: tRNA-histidine guanylyltransferase 1 like
Exons: 6
Coding region: 40-936 (298 amino acids)
Biological process (GO): tRNA modification
Molecular function (GO): tRNA guanylyltransferase activity; magnesium ion binding
Source: RefSeq, a predicted model, not a curated record